AUGAGUGACUUCGACGGACCUGGGAGUUAUGUUGUGGUCCCCAGCCAUGUGAGGGACAAGGCACUUGAGUUGGGAGAGGACAGUGGGUUGCUGAUCAGUAAACUAGUUGUGAAUGACAAUCAAAGGUUUUACUUCGCCUCUGUUGGCGACGAGUACCUGAUCAUCAAUGCCCAGAGUGGUACCUAUCUGACAGCCUCCGAUAACGGGGAGCAAAUUGCUGCUAAUACUCUUUCGCCUGAUAAUCAGGAAGCUCGCUGGAACGUUAUACCUGCGGAUGAUGACAGUGGAACGUGGUUUAUUACCAGUGUUGCAUUCCCACACAAGGUGAUCGAUAUCGCCCAGAAAGAUACCGAUGAUGGGACUCCAGCCAUCACCUUCACCAGGAAGCGUGAUGGUACUGAAAAUCAGCAGUUCUUUUUGAGAUCCUUUAGUCGUUCUUAG
Aspergillus pseudonomiae is the source of this 441-nucleotide messenger RNA. Its product is annotated as ricin B lectin domain-containing protein. The coding region runs from base 1 to 441 and encodes 146 amino acids. Lineage: Eukaryota; Fungi; Ascomycota; Eurotiomycetes; Eurotiales; Aspergillaceae. The record is from RefSeq and is a predicted model, not a curated record. The transcript has 4 exons.